Messenger RNA from Bicyclus anynana (squinting bush brown), 6421 nucleotides. Its product is annotated as brefeldin A-inhibited guanine nucleotide-exchange protein 3. The coding region runs from base 149 to 6328 and encodes 2059 amino acids. Gene Ontology annotation, biological process: regulation of ARF protein signal transduction. The transcript has 24 exons. Gene Ontology annotation, molecular function: guanyl-nucleotide exchange factor activity. The record is from RefSeq and is a predicted model, not a curated record. Lineage: Eukaryota; Metazoa; Arthropoda; Insecta; Lepidoptera; Nymphalidae.
CAUGCUCAGCAAGACUCUCCCGAUAGAAACACCCACUCACCGUUGUAUUACGCAGUUUAUCAGACCCACGUAUUAUUAUUUGUGCUCCUUGAAGUAAAACCGUGUACAUUUUUUUAGCAGUUUAGUGACUCCAAAAUGAUUUGGACCAAUGUGUGAUAUGGAAGAAUUGCUCCAAGAUAUCUACAGAGAAGCAACUGGACCGAAGUUGAUUCCUCUCAAAAAAUCAUGUCAGGAUGCGUUAGAGUUGCUGUGUAUGCAAGAAAGCAGCCGGCGGGCGUCGUUCGAGCUCCGGCGCGCGUGCUUCCUGCCGCUGCAGAUCGCCCUCGAGAGCAAGCGCCCCCGCCUUGUCGCCUUCGCUCUCCAGGGAUUUCAUAAAAUACUCCGCGAUGAUCGCUUCCACCGAGGCAUCGAGCCCGAAGAUGAUUCGCUAUGGAUGCCAUCCCAACUGCUGUGCGCCACCACGUCGGUUAUGUACCAUUUGCCCGACACGCAAGUGCAGAUAUUCCGCAUGUACCUGUCAAUGGCGCUGUCUCCGCGCCGCACGCUCAACGGGCGGCUGUGCGUGUGGGCGUGCGGCCGGUGCGGCGAGGCGGCGGGUGCGGCGCCGCACGUGGCCGCCGCCGCACGAGCCGCCGCCGCACAGAUGUUGAGGGCCUACUGUGCGCAGUUGGAUGAAGAAUGUCAAGAAUUGUUAUCAGAAGGCUCACCCCUGGGCAGGAACCACAUCGUAGCCGUGGGAUGUUACAGCGAGGUCAUACCAGUCAUUCAAUAUUUGUGCAGCAGACUUUCUGAAACUCAAUUGAUCCCGAAACAAAAUCCGUUAGCGUUAUUCUUUUUGGACUGUUUGCUCACAUUGAUGUCAAGUCUUUCAGAGACAGUCAGUGGAAACUCACACUUCACUACGUUCCUAUGGCAGAAGUUUUGCCCAUCACUGAUAUCAUUUUUGGGAACACCAAGAGUCGAUAAAAAUAUUAAAUCCAGAGAACAUGACGGACAUCUAGUCGAUGAUUCAGGUAGAGGUUCUGGAGCGUUAGUUUGUGCCCCAAGUUUUAACAGCAAACAGGCCAAAGCUAUUUACAGCAUUGCGAAUCAACUCGUCCGUCUGGUUGGUUCUACAUCAAACUUAAGACCAGUAUUGGAAGCAUUAUACCACAGAAUGCUUCUAUACCCGCCGAUACAACAUCGCGUGGAACCCCUGAGAAGUGUUAGAGAACUCUUACACAAUCCAAAGAGGCUGUGCCAACUUGUGCUCAUGAAAAAGGCGGAUCAUUCAGAACGUCAUAGUGAUGAUAUGGCUAUUGUCAGACUAAUAAUGGACGGAAUUGAAGACUGUGGUCGCAGCGGUAACCCCGAAGUAGUAGCGGCCGCGGUCGAAUGCGUUUUUUCUCUGCUUGAUGCUCUGGAAAAGCUAUGUUCUGGAUCAGUAGAAUAUUUGCCACUUGAAAUUGCUACACUCAUACUCAAUCACUGGCCAAAAUUGCAAGACGCUGAUUAUAGUGGCCCUCUAACGUAUCAAACCCUCGCAAGACUACCAAGCCCAUAUAGAGAUGUGGUUGCUGUUUUGCAAAAUAACGAAUCUAAAGAUCACGAUUCAUCAGAUACUUCGGGUCCUGAAAACAUAAGUUCUGGCAGUGAGGCCGAAGCAGAUUCAGAUGCUGACAAUGUCUUCCUUCCAUCUAGAGCAAAUAAUCCUGCAUCGCCGAAAAAUGCACAAAAAGAUUCCUUUGAAAAUAAAACAAAAGCAGUGCCAAAGACUUUGAACCUCGGAAGAUGUACUGUAACAGAAUGUAACGUAGACUUGGAAAGACAUAACGCUAGACAAUUUGUUAAAACUCUGCAGAAUUCCUUGCUACCCAAGCUAUUGAAUUUAAGGACUUGCAUCGAAGUAGAUGAAGCGAUGCAAGAAUUUGCAUCGAAAUGCUGCCAACAUAACGCAUCGCAGCCACCAGCCACCGCUUGCAUCAUGAACGCUGACGGAGUAUACUUGGCCACAUAUGCUGCUUUGCUUCUCACUUUGAAGCAACGACGUACAAGAUAUUAUACAGAUACCAAUAAAAUUCCCGUGCCGCUGACUGAAGACGAGUUUGUAGAUGAAGUGCAAGUUAGCGGUGUUUUGGUAUAUUUGUCAGCAACUUGGCUGCGAGAGUUGUACCAACAAGUAUUGGCUACUGAUUUGUUGAAAGACGUUGCUACGGCUGAACAUCCACUCAUACAUUUAUUAUCUGAUUUGGGAGGAUUAGACCAAAACCCAGUAAUGUCCGAUUGGCAGAAACUGAAACAAGUGUCCAUGAUUUAUAACAGUAGCAACGACUCGCCACAAUAUCAAGCCAGCUUGCGUUGGGCAAGAAGGAUACUAACAUGCAUCUGGGAGUCGAUGGUGACAGUGUUCAGUGUGCCGCUAACUGGAUACAGAAAUAAGAAGCACAAAUUGCGUGGAAUCAUAACUACGAAGAUAAAUACGUUUGGAAAGAGGAAACGUAUUGCUUGGGAGGGACUGACUAUACAGUGCUUGGAAGGAUUGCACAAGGCUGCUCGGAUAAGCACGACGCUAAGUUUGCAGAAUCGCUGCAGUAGCAUAUUGGCUUUGUUGGCAAAUUCUGCAAUCUCCCAGCCUGCCAACGGAAAGAUUCUAUCCACGCACGCCUUGUCUUUGGACAUAUUAAUUUCAGGUGGUCUAGAACUGGGGUCCAAAGCACCGGAAUGCUGGGAGCACAUCUUCGCCGCUUGCCAAUAUGUCUCCAGCUUCGAGCAUUCGCUAUUUGGACAGCAAGGCAACAAUGCUACGCCUAUCGUCACUAUGCAGACCGGUAGGAACAAGACUGUCUCCAUACUCCAGGCUGAUGCAAAGUUGGUAUUAGAUGGAAGGGACGAUGAGACCUGUGUGGACGUUUUUAACUUCUUACAGCCUGUUCUUGAAAACAAUCCAAAUAACGAUAUGUCUGUGGCAAAGAUUGUGGAAACUUGUAGGCAAGAGGGAGGAAACGUGAUAUCUGGGUCGGGAGCAGCGCGCGUGUGCUGCGCGCUGUCGGCGGCUGCGGACGCGCUGUUCACGCGCCUGGCUGCCACCACCACGCUGCCUACGCUGCGGGCAGCGUUGCAGAGGCUGGUGGCGCAUAACCACAGAUUGUUGUUUUCCUCAUGGGAACAAGACGUAGCCAACAACAACGCGACGUGGUGGCGUCGCGGGAAGGGUGUGACAGGGGGUGCGGCAGGGGGAGGGGAAGCGGCGAGGGCGCUCUGCCGCGCGGGUGACGUGGCCUUGCGGUGUCUCCGCGCUGCCAGACCUUUAGCUCACCGUAUGGCUAUAUGGACUGUGGUUGGACCUCAUUUCAUGCAGGCAGCUUGUCAUAAGGACAUCCAAAUAUCCAGCUUGGCUAUCCAAUGUCUACAUGACUGCGCUACGGCAUUAUUAAAUCAACAAGUCGAACUACCUCACUUCCAUUUCAAUGAGGCGUUGCUGAAGCCUUUCGAGAACCUUCUUUGUUUAGAACUAUGUGAUGAUGACAUACAGGAACAAAUAAUAUCAUGCAUAUGUGAAUUUGUUGAAACAAAUAGAAUGGAGAUAAGAUCUGGAUGGAGGCCAUUGUUUAACACGCUCAGAGCAGCUAACAACUCAAAUCAAUAUUCAGCUAUACUUGAAAUUUUCAAAGUAUUUUUAAAUACAGAUAAUACUUUAGUAUUUGCAAAUGCGGCUCUCGAUUGCAUUCUAUGUCUAUUGAGCCAUAUUAAAGGUUUACAUUAUGAAGAUGAAGGUCUAACACCAGAUGUGAAACCCAAAAAAGUUACAACUCCUCCCCAACCAAAGCCAAGUCUAAGUCUUAAAUUUUCCAAAAAUAGUAAAUUUAUACCGCUUAGCGAAGAAAAGUCGGAGAAAGUUAUAGUUGAUAUGUGUAGAGAGGCAUUGUAUCAUUUAGAAAAUUGUGCUGAUAUUUUAACAAUGAUGUAUAAUAUGCCAAAGUGUCCGAUUUUCAAUACAGGGAAUAGAAUUAAAGGAGAUUUGCCGUUGUCGGUGGUUGAUCCUAUUAUACCAAACGACUCCCUUGAUGUGACCAAAUAUAUUGUAAACGAUAAUUGUGAAGAAGAACAAAUUUCUUACAGAAAAUUAUCAACGAGCUUGCCACUAUCGAGUACGACGAAUAAUUGCUUAUUGAAAUUUGAUAAGCCUAGCAAUAUUUUUAAAGUAUGGUACGUUCUUAUUGAAGGAUUAAUAUCAGCGACAGUUGUGUGUUCUAAGAAAAAUCAACCUGCUACUAUGGAGACUUUAUUUAAAUUACUAAAAAAUAUAGCCGAAGUUCCAGGCACACAUUUUGGAUUUCACUGCAUAAAUCAUUUGCUUUUGCCAACCGUACAAAACUGGCUGAGGCAGAUUAGUAAUGUAAAUACACAUUGGGACAGUGUUAUGCCAAAUUUUAAGCAAUGCUGUGGUAUGACCACAGACACUAUCGUCGUAUAUCUACAUCAACUGCAACAAAUUAAUCUAGAAAGAACAACAGCUAAUGACAAAGGUGAAGAACUAGAACCUUUUGAAAGUGUAGAGGCUACCUUUGCUUUGAAACAGAUUAUGUUAAUAUUAGUGGAAUGUAUUGCUCAACCGCAAGAACCAAUAGCUAGACUGGGAGCUUCAUGUAUAAGGCACAUAAUUUUAACUUCAGGCCACCUUUUAACAGAUAAUCAAUGGGAGAUUGUUUGUAUAAGUUUACACAGAGCAUGUAAUGCAAGUCUGAGCCCUUUGAAGCAACUAACUUAUGCAUUCAAUGAAAAUUCUAACAGUUUUUACGGAGAUCUAGCUAUUGUCAAAGUAGCAGCAAGAAGAGAUUGCUCUGUGAACGACAAUGUAAGAUUACAUGCUAUGGCACAACAAGUAUUUCUAACAGAACAAAUGAGAGUAGAUACCCAUUCAAAACAGAGCGGAAAAAACUGCAGCCAAAAUUUAAUAGAUGACCGAAGUUAUAUAUUCCUGAUCUAUUUACAGGAAUCUAUUAAUUCCCAUAACCCCGAUUUGUUUACCGUAAGAAUACCUAAUAGAGGGUUAGUAGUUGGUCUUUUAGCUCACCAAAUAUUGGUUCAAAUUAUCGCUACUGUUCUUAUUCAAGCCUCAUCGGACGUAUUUUAUGGUAUAAAUAGUAUAUUGCUAGACGGUUUUAAAAGUGGCACAAAUAUUUGUAAUUAUAAGUUUUUCCUGAAUAAGGCUAACAUAAAUCUUUUACUGUUGAGUUUAGAAUUAUCAUAUACCAGGGCGAUGCAAUUUGACGCAAGACCUGGGCUAAAGUUUCUCGUACAAAAAGUAUCAAACUUAGAUCAUGCCGCCAAUUUAUACAAACAAACAUCUUCUUCUUGGCUGAUUAAAACUAUAGCCUUAACUGAAAUAUUUUUCAGUGGCGUUAAAAAAUUUAAAAUGAGAUCAGCUGAUGUUUCCAUAAUAUUGAACAACUACAAGACAACGCUGAAUAUGACUUUGGAAUAUGAUCAAUUUAUAAUGAAAAUAUUUGAUUUGAAAGCAACUUGGGAGCUAUUGUGUUGUAACUAUGUUAAGCAUCUCGUAAGUGUUUCCGAUUUCGAUAAUUGUGAUAAUAGUAAGGAUCGGAUAUCAUGUAGUUCUGUAGAAACGGAUUCUUCGUCUAAUAAUUAUGAACAUUACUUUUCACAAGAAGCACCAGAGAAAGAUAAAGAUACUACAGAAAUUGAUACAAAACCUACCGAAAAUAUUUGCGAAUCUCCAGAGAUCGAAACAGAAAAACCAAAACCUUUUACAUUUGCAGACUUUAAAACAAACUCUAUAAAUGAAGAUAAUCCUACAGAAAAGUUGACACCUGAAGAAUUAAUAAACUCUAGCUCUUGUUUAGACGAGUCAGAAAAUAAAAUCGUACAGGACUGUAAUGACUAUGAACAAGUUAAGCACAGUGUCCGCAAAUCAGCUGAUUAUCCGCAAAGUGAUAAGAGUCCAGUUGAGCUAAAACAGCGUUCGGUAUCUGAAAAUAAUGAUAACACAAGAAAAGUUAACAUAACAAUAUGCGAUGGGCCUGCAUAUGAAAAAACUAAACAUGUGGAACCUUUAAUACCACCUCAGCCAGUUCCACCUGAAAUAGAACAACAGAGAACACUGAGUAUAAAUAAGGACAUGGAAGUCCAAAGAAAUUGCUUCCAGAACAUUUUAAUGGCGUAUCUGGAACUCGUUCUAACAUUUCCUUUAGAACGAUUCCACGUAAUAUAUCCUGUUCUACAGACUGGAUUCAUGCAACUAGCUAAAACGGUUACUGAACCACAGCUUCUCGAUAGAAUCAACAUAUUUUUCGAUAAAAAAGACUUAACUGAUUUUAGAUAUAAGUAAUCAAUUAAUAGUGAUAUUGGAACAAUCAUAUUAUUCUUAACAUUAUAUUCUUCUGUCUUCGUUGUGCGUAAAUAAAACUACUAUAUCAUGAAC